AUGAAGAUCAUCUGGACUUUCACGCUGCUGAUGAUUCCUGGUGUCAUGAGCUCCAUCAGUGUGAGAGGAUAUUCAGGAGGAGGAGUCAUCAUCACAUGCAGAUAUGAUAGAAAAUAUACAGACAAUGCAAAGUAUUUUUGUAGAGGACAGAAGAAAACAACAUGCUCUGACGUCAUCAAGACUGAUAAGAAAAAUGGGGGAAAAUGGGUUGAUUCUGGAAGAUUCUCUCUGUUUGACGACACAAGAGCAGCAGUUUUCACUGUGACCUUCAGAGAUCUGAGUGAACAGGAUUGUGGGACGUACCAGUGUGGAGUUGAUAUCUUUGGAAUAAUAGAUCCUUGCACUGAAGUGAAUCUGAGCAUUAAAUCAGCUGAUUGUUGUGAGAAGAGCAUCAGUCUCUCAGCUGCUGCAGGAGGAUCUGUGAACAUCAGCUGCAAAUACCCACAAUCCCACAGUGCUGAUGUGAAGUUUGUCUGCAGGAGAUCUGGAUCUGAUCUCUGUGCUGAAGAGACGUCUGUGGAGGAGAACAGAAGAUGGAGCGCUGAGGGACAGAUGCAGCUGUAUGAUGACAGAGAGCAGCAGCUCCUGACGGGAACCAUCAGUCAUGUGACUCAACAACAUUCAGCUGAAUACUGGUGUGGAGUUCAGUCUGAUCAAGGACACAAGAGCUUCAUCACUCGAGUCCUCAUCAGCGUUACAGAUGCUGAUGUUCCAAAAACAACUUCACCACAACCAACAUCUUCAUCAUCAUCAUCAUCUUCAUCAUCACCUUCAUCAUCACCAUCAUCAUCACCAUCAUCAUCGUCAUCAUCAUCUUCUUCUUCUUCCUUCUCAUCAGUCAGGACUCCACUGAUCACAGGAGUUUCUAAAUCGUCUCCAUCUAGUUUUACACCAGCAGGUGCUGAAACACAAACAUGCUCUUCUCUGAUCAUCUCUCUGGUUCUGGUUCUUCUGGUUCUGAUCUUUGUUGGUCUCUUAUUACUGUUUCUCUGUAAGAAGCAUCAGUCUCGAGGCGGUGAUUCGUCAUCUCAGACUGGAGCAGGAAAGCCUGAAGCAGUUUCUCACACUGGAUGUGAUUAUGAGGAGAUUAAAGACUCUCACAAACAAUUAUCCACAAACCCCUCUGAUUCAUCUAACACUGUUUAUGCCACUGCUCAAUUACCCACAAACCCCUCUGUUUCUGCUAACUGUGUUUACUCUACAAUUAAAGACUCUCACAAACAAUUACCCACAAACCCCUCUGAUUCAUCUAACACUGUUUAUGCCACUCCUCAAUUACCCACAAACCCCUCUGUUUCUGCUAACUGCGUUUACUCUACAGUUCAGAAAGCCACCGGUGACUCUCAGAUCUUCAUCACAUGUGCUGAGGAUCUGAAUUACGCCAUGGUGAAUUUCCACAAGAAAGCGGACUGUCCUGACAGAGUCAGUCUGAGGAAUAAUCAGGAUUGCAGUGAAUACGCUGCUGUCAAUCAUCUCACUGCCUGA
This is a messenger RNA of Sinocyclocheilus anshuiensis, 1485 nucleotides long. RefSeq lists its product as uncharacterized. The record is from RefSeq and is a predicted model, not a curated record. The coding region runs from base 1 to 1485 and encodes 494 amino acids. Gene Ontology annotation, molecular function: transmembrane signaling receptor activity. Gene Ontology annotation, cellular component: plasma membrane. The transcript has 9 exons. Lineage: Eukaryota; Metazoa; Chordata; Actinopteri; Cypriniformes; Cyprinidae.